Molecule: messenger RNA, 2339 nt
Organism: Erythranthe guttata (spotted monkey flower)
Lineage: Eukaryota; Viridiplantae; Streptophyta; Magnoliopsida; Lamiales; Phrymaceae
Source: RefSeq, a predicted model, not a curated record
CAUUGUAAAUUUAAGGGGUGAAAACUGUAAUUAUCCCUAUUUAACCCUACUGUUAUCAACACAUGUUUCGAUAAAAGAAAUUAGUAUUAUAUUAUUUAUACCAUUAAAGAUUUGAAUUAUUUAUUUAUUUGGCCCAAUCAAAUAAUUACCUUAUUCAAAUUAAAGUAGAUUCAUUUGACUCGUACAAAAUGUUCAAAUUGAGGUGCCAGAUCACGAAAUUACGCAUUUUAUUUUUUAAUCUAUAAUGCGGGGGUAUAUCCGUCAGAUCAGACAAUCGAAUUUCUCAAUUUCAAAUAUUGCCUCCAUUUCCGAUCCAUCCACAACACAAGCUUUCUCUCUCUAAAUCCUGAAACAGUAAAACCAAUUCUCUCUCUCUCUCUCUACACCACUGCUCCAAAUUCAACAAAUUGAUCACUCCUAAACCCUAACUCUACAUUCAGAUCAGUUUCUGCAUAUCCGUUCAGCUGAUUGAUGAGUUUUCCUGUGAAUUAAUUAAUUAUCACAAUUUUCAAUCAACGAUGGCGACAUCGGCAUUCAAAUCAACGACCAAGAGAGCUUCAGUCGGCGGCUCCAGCUCCGAGGAUUCCAGCCGCUCCCUCCGCCGCUCAAGGAGUGUCAGCCGAUUCUCCCCCAGGUCGAUCGAUCCCGAGCCGACGGAAGAGUACCGUAACCCUACGCCGCCGCCGCCGCAGUUUCCGGAGAUUAGCUUAGAUGAUCUGGCGCUCGAGUUUUUCUCGAGGAACGAGAACGAGGACAACAAGGGGAGAGUCGAGAGGAAGGAGCGAGAGGGGCGGUCGGUUUCGCGUCCGGGGCAGAUCGGGCGGUGGGCCAGUGAUACAGCUUCGUCUCAGAGGAGGGGCCGGUCUGUGUCCAGGCCGCGUGGAGAGGUUGUUUCUACUAGCGGCUCUGCCCCCGGGGCUAAAAAUGUCAGUUCGUAUGAUACUGGUGGUUCAAGGAGGCGGAGGUCGCUUUCGGUGGCGGCUCGCUCUCAGCUUAGCGACUCAGAGAACGAGGCUGAUCAUUUUCGGAAUUCGAGCGGAUGUGCUAAUUUGAAGGCUCCCGUUAGUGGGAAAGGCCAAAUGCCGAAGGAAACAGCUUUAAGCAACCGACGUCUGGGAAGAACUCAGAGCCAUAAAGAUCUCCAUUUGUUACCUGAUGACUACUCUUCAUUGGGAAGACAACAGACAGCUUUAACUAGAGGUCACCGGUUGCAGUCAGAUAAUUCUGAGGAUUUUUCUAAAAUCAGAAAAAGUUAUUCCGAAAAGUUGGAACAGUUGGAAAGGCGCAAACACGACCUUCUCACUGAGAUGUUGAUUGAGGAGCAACGAGAACGAGAAGUCUCUAUAAUGGUCAAAGAACUUCCUUCUUCAAGAACUUCAGCUCUAACAGAGAAGUCAUCGCAUGCAAGAAAGAAAAGUCGCGACAAACAUAGGGCGUCGAAAAGAUUGACCGAGGAGGCAGAGAAAUACUUGGAGGACUUCAUUUCUAAUGUCGAAGAUACUGACAUAUCUUCCUUUGACGGAGAAAGAAGCGAUGGAAGUUCAAUAUUAGGAGCAACUAUAAAAGUAGGUGAAACGUACAAGAGCCCCACCGGGCCUAUUUCUUACAAUUAUGGUGAAAUGGACGGAGUUAGUUUGCCUUGGUUGCAGUUGGAGACUGGUCAAUGUGGUUCUCUCUCAAGUAUUAUAAAGGCACACACCCUCGUCACGCCAAAAACUCUACAGUGGGACUCGGAAAAGGGUAUGGUUUCCUUAAACAACCGGAGUGAUCGUUCGACAAGCAGUUGUGGUAGUUGGAGUCCAUGUCACUCGAGUGGAAGAGAAGAAACAUGCCAAGUUAGGCAAUUAGGCGAUGAACGCAAAUCCAGGUAUGAUUUUGGUGAGCAACUUAAACUUCGGAAAAACGAGGAAGUUUUGUUUGAAAUCUAUAGAGAACGGAACCGAAUCAGUUCGGGCUGUCUUUUGCUUUGUACUGGUGUCCUUUACUGAUUUUUCCAAACUUUUGUAAAAACUCUCGUUUUAAACUGAAACACAAGCACCGGUCGAAUGUGAUUUAUCAUCUUUCGAAUAUAUUGAUAUUGAACUACACUUAUUUGGAGAACUAGACGAAAUCAACACUUCCAGUUUUCAAAUGCUUUGAUUUUAUUCAGUUCUGAAAUAAUACAUCACUACACAAGAUAAUUACUAGGGUAAAUUCCACUUUCCCCGCUUGUACUUUGGCUCGAUAUCACUUUACCCCUUCUACUCUUAAUUGGGUCGAUUUGCCCUUUUGUACUCUGGCUCGAUAUCACUUUACUCCCUUCUACUCUCAAUUGCAUCGAUUUGCCCCUUGUACUUUGG